CUAUAAAAGGGAUGGGGGGUUUUUGAUUUGUAAGAAAAAAAAGUUACUAAAUCAAAGAAAAAAAAUGAGAGUAGAGGGGAGAAAAAAAAGUAGUUUCGAGGUUAUAUUUUGAAAAAUAUUUCGGGAAAAAGUUGGAAGAAGUUAUAUUUCGGAGCUAAACGGAUCUAUUCGUGAAGUGUUAUAUUUUUUAUUCGAUAUUUAUUUAAAGGACUACAAGAGAAAUGACGAGUCCAAAUAUAUCUUUGUUGAUAUGGUGUGAUGGCCGUAUUGUGAGUUCUCCGUGUGGAAUAGAAUACCACGGGGGUCGUCCGGUUAAUAUGGCGCUUAGCGAGAGAAUGAGUUUCGAGGAAUUACAAAAUAUUUGUAGAAGAGCAGUUUCUACCGACGGGGAAGUAGAAAUUUCAAAAAUCUACUUCCGGCUUCCAAGAAUAGUUGAGGGUGCGAUACGGUCGUACUCGUUGUUUUCUGUGGAGAAUAACGAGCAUGUGUUUGGAAUUCUGAACGAGGUCGUGCGGUAUCCGCAACUCGAGAUUUUGGAAUUGUACGUGGAAUACGAGGCCGUGGUUCGCAACAAGACUUUACUAGAUCAGUUGGUCUUAGGUGAUUCAAGCGGGUCUGAGAGGGGUAGUGGUGAAGAGGAAGAAGAGGAAGAAGAGGAUUUCUACGACAGCAACGAAGAGGAUGUCGAGGAAGACUUAGGAGCAGAUUCACAAUAUGAGUCGCAACUUCCUGAGCAUGUAAGAACGGCGGAUCUUUGCGACUUUGACGUCGCCCCGGAGGAUGAUGAAAAGAUUAUGUGGGAUCCUGGGAUGGAAUUCCGAGUAGGGAUGGUAUUCCCAAAUCGCGAUGCCGUCCGAGCUUGUGCGACUACUUAUUCGGUCGGGGUGGGAAGAGAGUUCAAGGGUCGCCGGACUACCAACUCGACAAUAGUGUUGGCUUGCAGGCAGAACCCUGUAUGUAAAUGGUGGCUGCGCGCUACACUUCUGCAAGCAACUCAGACGUGGACGUUGACAAAAUAUAUUGGCCCGCACACGUGCAAUCAGCUGUUACCUGAUCCAAACCAUCGGAAUUUUGGGUCUGUUGCAAUCGCAGACUAUAUCAAGGGUCAAGUAAAGCUGCAACGUGAUAUACGGAUCGAUACCCUCAGAGCUGGAAUUUGGCAACAACUUGGAGUUAGGCCUCCGUAUAAACGAACCUGGAAUGCAAAGGAAAAGGCAAUAGCUGAUGUUUACGGUGGCUGGUAUGAAUCAUUUGGUAUGGUUCACAAGUUCAUGAACGAGAUGAUGCAUGUCAACCCUGGAUCUUUCUGGGAUGCAGAAGGCGCUGAGGUGUACACCGACGGGAUCCUUCAGCCGAAAGUCGUAACGUUCAUCCGAAUGUUCUGGACUUUCAAACCGACAAUUGAAGGGUUUCGUUUUUGCAAGCCAGUUUUGUUCGUCGACGGUACUCAUUUGUAUGGCAAAUACAAAAUGACCUUGUUGAUCGCGUCGGCAAUCGAUGGGAACAGUCACAUCAUGCCACUGGCAUUUGCACUUGUUGAAUCUGAAAGUACUGCCAGUUAUGAGUACUUUUUUGAACAUUUGCGUGAGCACGUGAUUUGCGAAAGGAAGGUGGCCAUUAUAUCUGAUCGGCACGCUGGAAUAUUGUCGGUUCUGAAGCGUCCUGAAUGGGCCGGUGUCGCCCACAAGUUUUGCAUCAGACAUUUCUGUAGUAAUUUUCAGACCAAGUUUAGGAACAAGGUUUUGAAGAAGCUGGCGGAUAAAGCAGGCCGAGCAUAUCAGAAGCACAAGUAUAAACGCUACAUGGCAGCGAUCGAGAUUAGAAGCCCAGAAGCGUAUGCAUGGCUGACUAAGCAAGAAAAGCGGCCUAAAGAAAAGUGGACAAGGGUGUAUGACAAAAAAGGGCAACGGCACAAUGUGAUGACAACUAACUAUGCUGAGUCUGUCAACGCGACACUGAAGAAUAUAAGGGGGCUUCCGAUCACAUCAAUGCUUGAGGCAAUUUUUGCGCGGAUGGUUAAAAUGUUCGACACGCGUUGGAAGACGUAUGAGGAGUUGAUUGCUACAAACGUUCACUACACCCCAAUAUGCAUCCAACUACUGAAGCAGAGGGGGGAGAAGGCCCGUUUUCAUACAAGUCAGACGUACGACCGUUCUACGAUGACAUGCAAAGUGGAAACUAGGAAGAACGGCUCAAAUGGGAGAGGAGGAAAUACCCAUACGGUAAACCUUCAGCAUAAGAAAUGCACGUGCGGUAAAUUCCAGCAAUUUAAGUUGCCCUGCUCUCAUGCUAUGGCCGUUUGUGCAAAGGAGAAGCUGAACCCUCUUGAGUUUGUGCAUUGGCAUUACCAGACCAAGUUUGCAAUUCAAUGCUGGAACACUCCAUUUAAAGUGUUACGUGCCGGCACAUACUGGAAGAAGUCCGGCGUAGACGAACCCCACUUCAUUCCAAACCCUGAAUGGCGUCGAAAAAGAGGGCGUCCAGUCAACCAGCGCUUCAGGAACGAGAUGGAUCAGGAAUACAGGGAAGAUCCGAGUCCUAACUGGUGUAGUAGAUGUUGUCGCCGGGGUCACAAUGCAGGAGAUUGUACCAAUCCUAUCCGAGAUGAGUAGAUUAUGACUGUUAUCGUGUAAUAGACAAGAAGUAGUUAUGACUGUUAUUGUAUUUGUGAUGACUGUUAUUGUAUUUGUGAUGAUUGUUAUUGUUUUAAUGAAUGUUACUUUAGUAAUGUAUUAUUCUUUUGAA
Molecule: messenger RNA, 2745 nt
Organism: Mercurialis annua (annual mercury)
Lineage: Eukaryota; Viridiplantae; Streptophyta; Magnoliopsida; Malpighiales; Euphorbiaceae
Exons: 4
Coding region: 222-2612 (796 amino acids)
Molecular function (GO): zinc ion binding
Source: RefSeq, a predicted model, not a curated record